This is a messenger RNA of Aureobasidium musti, 777 nucleotides long. The record is from the annotation of a GenBank genome assembly. NCBI's taxonomy places the organism in Eukaryota, Fungi, Ascomycota, Dothideomycetes, Dothideales, Saccotheciaceae.
AUGAACAACAAUCCAACGUGGCAGGCAGCGCCCGUCAACAAUGCCAAAUACUUCUUUGCCUCACCCACGUACAACCACUGGGUGAAACUAACAGCUGCCGAUGUGCACGCCCUUCGUGAAGUCCCUGGUUUUGAAGGUCAAAAUGUUUAUUUUCAUCUGAACCACCCUGUCCGCUUCGUCUACCUCGUUGCUCCUGUUGUCGCCAUCCAAGACAUUCCCAACACAAGAUACCUCAUCUUGACUCUGGACGAUAGCAGUGGCUCCUGCAUAGACGUCAAGAUCGAACGCAAAGACCCCACCAAAACCGAUCCUGAAAGCACCUCCAACACAACAGUCGCCAACCUAGACAUCACCACUACCUUUGACCGCGAUGCGGAGAUCACAGUUGACGGCCAGGUCGUGGAUAUUGCGACCGUGCUGAAGGUCAAAUGCACGAUUGGCAGUUUCAGAGGUGUCAAACAGCUGGAGCUAAAAAGAUGCAAUACUAUCAAGGAUACGACUGAGGAGGUUGCGGCUUGGGAGUCUAUGGCGCUGUUCAAGAGGGAUGUGCUCGCCAAACCCUGGAUGUUGAGUGCUGCAGAUCAAGCCACUCUGGACGCACAACUUCAGCAAGAAGCCAUACGCGAGCAAGAGGCAGAACGAAAGGAGAGGCGCAGCCAGAGGGCACACCAGAAGCGAGAGGAACAUCGAGCGGAGAGAAGAAGGCUUCGAGAAGAAGAGAUGGAACAGCGACGGCUGGCCGAUGAGAGGAAGUACAACCAAGGUGCCCUGAUCUAA